Messenger RNA from Alternaria arborescens, 1089 nucleotides. RefSeq lists its product as hypothetical. Lineage: Eukaryota; Fungi; Ascomycota; Dothideomycetes; Pleosporales; Pleosporaceae. The record is from RefSeq and is a predicted model, not a curated record. The transcript has a single exon. The coding region runs from base 1 to 1089 and encodes 362 amino acids.
AUGGUAGCCGGUCAGCUACAAGAACCCGGAGCAAUGCCUCUAUACGUUCUUCUCGUUCUCGUUAUUGGUAUAUGUUUCUACUUCUUCUUCAUAGGUACCGCUGCAGUCAGGCUUUGGUUCUAUAAGGGCGCUCUCGGUCCUGCGCCAGAGAAGUUCCUCGUCGUCAAGAUCGAGCAUGAGGAUGCACAACAACAUGCUCCGAUGGCCGACAACCACAGCGGAGCCGGCACACACAGCAACGCCAUGAAGCACCGACGCAUGACCGUCUUCACACAUGCCUCAUUAUCAGCACUAUCUGACGACACCGCUCAUACUACCGCACUCGAACCACAUGGUUUCUCACAAGCAACGACGAUGGUGAAUCUCCAAGAUAUCGAUGAGGAAGACCUAUCUUCAUUCACAAAUCCUGGAACCCGCGCCUAUAUAGCAGAAGAAUGCCGCCUGUCCCGCAUGCCUGCCUUUGACGCAGAUGACUGCGGAAACGGCGACUACUUCCCUAACCUCCCUUACACAAACAACCCUAUCGAAUCUACUUCUGCUUGCUCCGACUAUCUCCAACCCUCACAACUAGGGCUUACCUCAACGGACCGGCGCGACUGGCUAGCCAUUGAUGAACAUUACAUUGAGUACCACGCCGCGCGCACUCACCUCCUAUCGCGCAACCGAUCAUCUUGUAUACACCUCACUCCCGAUGGCGAAUCCGCGUGUCGCGAGCUGCUGCAAGAAGUUGCCUCCUACCUCGUCGAACAGCACCCUAGCAAGUUCAGCUUCGAGACUAAACAUCGUAGGAAGCAUAUUCUGAAUGAACUGACAAGAGAAGAUUUCGAAUUAGCGGGUAGGCUGGAGGCACAUCCAUUGGAGGUUGUAGCGAGACUGUGCGGAGAAGAUUUUAUGAUCUGGGAGAGAAGUGAGAGUACUAGGAUGUGGUACUUGCACGCCAGUACAACGCUCUUCCCAUCCGGGUACAUCAUAACGUCCUACAUGGGAAAACCAGUCAAUAUCAUGGUUCAUGGUGAUGAAAACGGGAGACUGCCAAUGUUGCCUUGGUCCAGUAAGUUUCAUAUCUUUCCAUCGCCCACAUCAGACUGA